This is a messenger RNA of Ananas comosus (pineapple), 1075 nucleotides long. Its product is annotated as expansin-A10-like. The record is from RefSeq and is a predicted model, not a curated record. Gene Ontology annotation, biological process: plant-type cell wall organization. Gene Ontology annotation, cellular component: extracellular region. The transcript has 3 exons. NCBI's taxonomy places the organism in Eukaryota, Viridiplantae, Streptophyta, Magnoliopsida, Poales, Bromeliaceae. Bases 140 to 883 code for a protein of 247 amino acids.
UCGAUCUUUUUUAAGUACUCUCUCAAUAUCCCUCAAUAUCCACAUCUAUAAAUAUACCUCACCUUCUUAGCACCUUCCUCACCUCUCCCACUCAAGCUUCUCUUCUCUCUUUUUAGCAAAUCAAGCUCACUUUAGCAAGAUGAAGCUCCUUUACCUUCCCAUCUUGUCCCUCCUGAUCACCACUACAUUCAUCAAAGGCAUUCAUGGCUAUGGUGGUGUUGCAUGGUCUAAUGCCCACGCCACCUUCUAUGGAGGUGGUGAUGCUUCUGGUACAAUGGGAGGAGCAUGCGGGUACGGCAACCUCUACAGCAGCGGAUACGGCACGAACACGGCGGCGCUGAGCACGGCGCUCUUCGACAGCGGGCGAAGCUGUGGCGCCUGCUUCGAGAUCAAGUGCGCGAACGACAACGGGUGGUGCCUCCCGGGCUCCGUCGUCGUGACUGCCACCAGCUUCUGCCCCCCGAACAGUGACGGCGGGUGGUGCAACGUCCCCCUGCAGCACUUCGACCUCUCCCAGCCGGUUUUCCAGCGGAUCGCGCAGUAUAAAGCCGGCAUCGUCCCCGUCCAAUAUAGAAGAGUUUCUUGUGUCAAGCAAGGGGGGAUCCGGUUCACGAUCAACGGUCACUCGUACUUCAACCUGGUGCUGAUCACGAACGUGGGCGGGGCCGGGGACGUGGUGUCGGCCGCCGUGAAGGGGUCGAGGACGGGGUGGCAGGCGAUGAGCCGCAACUGGGGCGCCAACUGGCAGAGCAACGCGUACCUCGACGGCCAGUCCCUCUCCUUCAGGGUCACCACCAGCGACGGCCGCACCGUCACGUCCGCGAACGCCGCCCCCGCCGAUUGGAACUUCGGACAGACGUUCUCUGGCGCCCAGUUUUCGUGAUCAAUCUGAUAGAAAACAGUCCACGAAUAUAUAUUUAACAAUUAAGCUUUUUCUAACUACUACUUGUAGUAGUAAAGUAUAAUUAAUUAAGGAGGGGUCUCUCUUUAAUUUGGAAUGUCCCUUCAUGAGUCUAAUGUUGUAUUAUUAAGUUGAUGAUCUUUUUCUUUUUUAUUUUCUAGCUUAAUUGAGAGA